Dipodomys ordii (Ord's kangaroo rat) is the source of this 4683-nucleotide messenger RNA. Its product is annotated as leucine-rich repeat-containing protein 37B-like. Lineage: Eukaryota; Metazoa; Chordata; Mammalia; Rodentia; Heteromyidae. Bases 1 to 4683 code for a protein of 1560 amino acids. The record is from RefSeq and is a predicted model, not a curated record. The transcript has 15 exons. Gene Ontology annotation, molecular function: protein binding.
AUGCGUGUCUUGUCCCCGUUGUAUAUCAUGUCCCGGCUCUGUCUCUGGACCCCAGAGCUCCUCCUCACGAUGCUACAGUUGUGGCUCUGGGUCCAGGCAGCACCUAUUUCGCACUGGGACCGAAAUCGGAUCCUGCCAAACCGCGAUCCUGCUGAACCCACAGAGCCACUGUCUCCACGCACUUCCUAUCUCCCACCUGAACCAUCCCAUAUGCUCAACCACCCCGGGGACCCCGGGGACCCCGGGGACCCUGAUGGUUUUGAUUACCUGGAAUCCUCACCUCCGUCUCAGAUGUUUGUUGCACCGCAGGAAUUGACUGAAAAUUUGCUUUCAUUCCCCAACACAGAUUCUGCUGAACAGCUACCUCCAGAGUCAGAUCAGUUUCCUGGGUCUCAUGAUCUGCCAGACAAGUUAAUUCCAGAGGAGACACAUGUAGAGGCGAUCCCAAUGGCAGGUGAGGAUCACAACCAGUCCCACCCUCUGUCUCAUCCACUCAAAAGUACAUUUCAGACUAUAGGGCUAGAUCAGACUGCAGAUCACCAGUCAUUUGAAAUACUUCUUGCACCUAUGGAUAAUCAGAGUUUAACAACAGCACCGUUUGUUUCACAAGAGAACCUAGAGAAUGAUCUAGCUCAGCAUCCGCACCUUGCUACACUUAUCAUUGAAACUGCAAACUCAUUUACUGAACCCGAGGUUCAGAAACAAUCCUUGCAGGAUGGUUAUCUAGAUUCAGAUAGGAAUAUGGUUUAUUCUGAUAGCCAAACUCUGAAAACCCAAGGGAAUGCAGAUGAGCCUCCAGAGCCCUUAGAGCAAGGUGUACCUUCUAAGUUCCACCUGGAGACCCAUACUCAAAAUCCAGAGACUCCUGAGGAGAUCCAAUCCUCUGUCACCCAGAAAGACACCCCAGCUCAACAUGAACUUGUUAGGGAGGAUGUUGUACCAUCAGUGCAUCAGGAAGCAAAUGUUCCACUCCCAAGUGAAAAUGAAACUCAGCUCUCAACCCUGUCAAAUGCCUUGAUUAAUCUUUUGGAUAUGGACACCAUAACAACUCCCAGGAAACGGCAGACCCCAGCCCGGCCUGUGGGGAGUGUAGAGGAAGAAGCAACUUUGUCGUUCCAAGAAGAGGCACCAGAUCAGACUUCAGAGCUCCCCGAGAUUGCUGAACCUUCUGGAAGCCAGCUGGAAGUCCCAGGUCAACCUUCAGCAUCUUUUGAAGAGGUUGGAUCCCUGUCUAUUCAACAGGAAGCUCCAGCUCUAGCACCUAUUAGAGAUGAGAAGUCUGAGCAGGAGAUCCCAACUGACAAUAUACAGACUGCUCGAGAGGAGGAACCUUCUCCAAGCCACUCUGUGGCCCAAUCUCAGCUUCCAGAGCCACCUGAUGGGAAUGUAGCUCAAACUUCAGCGUAUUAUGCAAUGCCAGUUUCAACACCAAGUGAGGACCAAACUAAAUAUUUAAUACUUCCCAAUAGCACAGCUCAACUUUUGGGUCUGCAAAGCACAGUAACUGAAAAACCCACUACUAAAGCUAAACACUUCCGGACAAAGACAGACGCUCUUCUAAAACAAGCCCACAUUGCAAUUCAACUACCUGUGGCUCUCCAACUUACCAUGACUGUACAACCUACUGCUGAGUAUGAAUUUUCUCCAACAGUACAAACUGAACAUUCUUUGGCUACUUCUCCAGAGAAGCAUGAUGUAAUGCUUUCACAUCUGGACCAGGUUCAGACUUCGAAUCCGGUUGUAACUGAAGUCACAGUUAAACCUUUUGAUCUGGAACUUACUUUAACUCCAGGAUCCAUUAUGGAGGCUGAACCUUCUCCAACCAUACAGAAUACCCUAACUGAUCCUCAACAGCUUAUAUCUCAAGCUCCAGUGUAUUAUGUUCAGGCCCAACAACCAAACCUGACUCCAAAACCUACUACAGAGGUUUCUCCAUCCAUGCAGUUAACUCCAACUCAUCCUCCAAUUUUACCAACUGCACAGGCUGUAUUUUCUACAGCUUCUUUUCCAAACAUCCCCAUGACUAGAAUCACAGUGCAACCUUUGAAUUUGGGAUUGAACAUGACUCAGUUCUCUGCAAAUCCUGUCACUGAAAAGGUUUUAACUGUGCAAAUUGGACAGAUGUCCACUUCAAAAAUCAACAUAUGUGAGCUCUGUACAUGCCAGGAACAGACAAUGUUGUGUAUUGGUCUCAGCCCAGCACAGAAGCUCCGCCGAGUACCAGUGCCAGUUCCCCACACCAAGAAGAAAAUCUUUACUGUGUUAAAUUUCCAAGGAAACUCUAUUUCUUACUUGGAAGAAAAUAUAUGGAAAACAUACCGUUGGGUUGGGAAGUUAAUUCUCAGUGAAAAUCGCCUGACUGAAUUACAUAAGGAUUCAUUUGAAGGCCUGCUGUCCCUUGAGUAUUUAGAUCUGUCAUGCAAUAAAAUACAGUCUAUUGAAAGACGCACAUUUGAACCACUACCAUUUCUGAAGUUUUUAAACCUUGGUUGCAAUUUACUCAUAGAACUGAGCUUUGGAACAUUUCAGACAUGGCAUGGAUUGCAGUUUUUACACCAGUUAAUUCUCAGUCGUAAUCCUCUGACAGCAGUUGAAGAUUCCUAUCUUUUUAAAUUGCCAGCAUUAAAAUAUCUAGAUAUGGGAACAACACAAGUGCAACUUACAACAAUUGAGAACAUCCUCAUGUUGACCCUUGAGUUGGAAAAACUGAUCUUACCUCGCCAUAUGGCCAACUGCCUCUGCCAAUUUAAAAAUCAUAUUGAAGUUGUCUGCAAGACAAUCAAGUUGAUUUGUGAGAAUUCAUUUGUGACAAACACAACACAUUGUCUUGAAGAAGCAACAAUAGGAAACCCAGAUGGAGCAUUCAUGAAGGUGUUAAAGUCCCGGAAGAAGAAUACCAGCACUGAGCUGACUAUUGAACCAGAAAGAGAAUAUUCAGGAAAAAAUGAUGCUAGCUACUCAGGCUUCUUGAACGAGCAGUUAGAUUUUAAUGAUGAAAGUGAUAUUAUUAGUGCACUCAACUAUAUAUUGCCGUAUUUCUCACAGGGAAAUCUAGAUGAUGUAGAAUUGACAUUGUUACCAUUUAUUAAACUGCUUUUUACAAAUGAAAACACCUGGGCAGAGAUGGAGAGUGCAGAGGAAAGACUGCAGAGGUUCAACAGAGUCCUCAAGGGGCCAAAAAGCAUGCAGAAAAGGCACUUCAAAGAAGUGAGCAAACAAAGGAAACAGAGUGGUUGGCCUCUUGUGAAGAAUAUUGCUACAGAAAAAAGAUAUAGGAGACUACCCCUAAGGGAGCUAGAGCAGCUUCAUGUGUUUCAGGAGCCGAGGAAAUUGGUGGGAAAUGCCUUGCCUACACAGCCCUCUUUCAUAAAGAAACAUAAGGCAAUAGCCUCUUCUUUCCAGAAACAAGACUCAGCCAGCAAGGCCUCCUUGUCAACCAUUGUAAAAUCCCUACAUGAGGUCAGAAAUAAAGACAAAGACUUAGCUUAUAGCAUGUUUAUUUUAGAAGAAGCAAAUUCUAGAGUUAAAAGCAUGGAGGCUUCUAAUCCAAUCAUCCAUUCCCAGAAAAAUUACCAAUUUCAUAAGACUGGCUCUCCUGUGGCACACAAAAUACCCAAGGCCAAACUGAGCCGAAAGUUCAGAAAGAAAACUUCACGCUUUAGGCCAAUGCUUGGGAACAGGCCUCCAUUUUUUCCAGUAAGGAGCCUCAUAGAUUCCCCUUCAGGAGGGGACUUUUCAUCUUUGAGAGAGUUAAAUUCUCCAGAGAACCCUUUCCCAGAAUUCUAUGCUCUUUUAGAUCCAUCUCUAGACAGGACUUCUGUAGGAAACCAGACUGCAACAACUGCUUUAAAACAAAGUGUUCCUGUGGGAAAAACUACUGUACCAAAACAAAAUCACCAUAAAAACAAAAUUCAGGAAAAGGAUGCUACUGAAGAUUCCACUGUGACUGAGUUCAACGUAAUGCCAACUAUGAAAAAGAUCAGUGAGACACAAUGGGAAUACCCCAGUGUAGGCACUGACUCACCUGUCAAGCCCACAGACUCCUCUUCCCCAUUCUUAUCGUAUGCUGAUCAUUUUGAACUACAGGUAAACCAGCAGUUGAAGUCCCUCAUUCCCAGUAAUGAUGUGAGAAAGCUCCUGUCUUAUCUUAUCCGGACCUUACAUUUUGACUGUACUGAAACCAUAGUACAGGAAGUCUGUUCUAAGCUCAUCUCCAGAAUCGGCCUCUUGAUGAAGUUUCUUAGCAAACAGCAAGAAGUCAAGGUGUCCAAGGCUGACUGGGAUACAGAUCAGUGGAAAACAGAGAACUACAUCAAUGAGAGCACUGAAGGCCAAGGUGAACAGAAAGAGUUAAGUCAGCUUGUACAAGAAGUUCCGGGAUAUGGCUAUAACAACAAACUCAUCUUGGCAAUAUCUGUGACUGUAGUAGUAAUGAUCUUGAUUGUAAUUUUCUGUCUCAUUGAGAUGGAGGGCUUCUUUUCGUUAAAGCGGCCACUUUGGCUGAGGGAUAUGUAUAGACCUCUCAAUGCCACACGCAAGAAAAACAUGGCCAAGAAGCUACAUGACCUGGAGUCUUCUGAUGAGGAUGAGGUUUUAAAGAAGAAAAAAGGGAAUCCAAGUGAAGUCAUCAUAGAGAUCCCAACAGAUUCUGCCCCUGAAGGUGAAGAGAGUGAAGCAGUUUAG